CUCCAAUCUCGACGACGACACUUUCCAGUCCAGCUCCACAGGGCCGCCACGACAUGAACAGCAGCAACGGUAACGCAGCAUCGAGGAUAUCUGCAGGGCCGUCCGGUCAUGGCGGAGGAGGUGCUGCCAGCAAUCAUGCUUCUUCGUCUUCUCCCUCAUCCCAGGAUGCAUCCAACACCGCAUGGUAUCCUAGCGCAGCCCAUCCCAAUGACUUGCCAUCCAAUGUCAUCAAUGCCUACUCUGGCAGCUUCUCAGAGUACGCAGCAGCCGCUUCUGCUCAGCAACAGCAGCAACAGCAGCAGCAAAGUCAGCAGCAUCAACAAGAUCACGCUCAGCCCGCCACGAACCUUCCUCUUCUGCCCGAUUCGGACGCGUACAAUCACCAUCAGCACGACCAUCAUCAACAAUCUCACGAUGACGGCAAUCAUGAGACUCACCAGGGUCAUGAUCAGCAACACGAUCAGCAUCAAGUAGAGUACGACGAGACGGCGCUGGCAUUGCAGGAGGGCGAGGCAUCCAUGGCCGACUAUACGACGGCGGAUGCCACGACGGGCGACAUGAGCUACGCCGACGAGAGCUUGGCAGCCAGUGGCCUAGAUGACGACAAUGGGGGCGAAGGCGGCGGUGAUGGAUCAGACGGGGCGUCAGGCUCGAGACCAAAGAAGAAAGCGCGUUCUGCGGGCAGCGGACGAGUGGCAAAGGCGUGUCAGCCAUGUAGCUCCAAGAAGAGGAGGUGCGAUGGUACUAGGCCAGAGUGCCGCGUCUGUGCAGUUCUGGGCACGCCAUGCUCCUACACUACGACCGGAUUGAAGCGCGGCCCGCCAAAAGGCUUCCGAGCUGGACCAAAGGAAUCAGUAAAAGCCAAGCUCACGCGCACCCUCGAGACGACGAUUCGCGACCUCGUGAGCCAACUCGGCGGCGAAGAUGCUGCUCGCGAGAUUGCCCGUGUCAGUCGAGAGCGAGGUCUCCCUUCACUUCCCAGCGAAGUCUCGGCCACGGAUGCAGCCCUCGUCGUAGAAGCUCUUGCACAGCACAGUCAUGCCGACCUCGGCGUCACGCAACGCGCCAUCCAGAGCUCACUCGCACAACACGACGACGAUACCUUCCUCGGGGUCAAUGAGCGCGGCGACCUCAGCUGCCGUGGAAGCAGCAGUGGCAUUCAACUCCUCCGUCGCGCCAACUCGCCGCCCACCAUCAGCUCACCAGGCUCCAGCGAACGCAACAAGCGGGGCAAUGAGCCCAUGCUAGUCAAUCUGCCAACCGCUCAGCAGUCCUAUGUCAGGCCUCAGCGUAUGCAAGAGCAGCUCCUCAACCAGCUCAGCCCACAGAACCAGUUCAAAGUCCCCAGCAGCAGCACCGCCGCCCUCUUUGACGACCCCAUCGUCACACCAGAGGAGUCUCACAAGCUCUUCGACAAUUACUGGCGCAGCUGGCACCCGUACUGGCCGAUCCUUUACAAGGCUAUCCUUGAUGAAAUCCCUCCCGAAGAGAUGGCGACCCGCCUGGACGGCCUGCUCCUGAAUGCUAUUUACGCUAUUGGAUCGUCCGGGCGCGCCAACUCUGGCCAGCCUAUCGAGGGCGAAUCACCCGAAGAAGCGGCGCGUCGCUCUGGUGAAGUCUUUGCGCAAGCAGCAGAGCGUCGCCUCUUCGCCACGGGGCUCAGACCUACCGUCACAGCCAUUCAGGCAAGCUUCAUGCUCUCUCUCUUCGCCCAUGGGACGGGCGAGUUGAGCCGCGCCUGGUCCUUCUGCGGCAUUGCAAUCAACAUGGCGAUGGACCUUGGCCUGCAUCGCUGGCCCAUCCAUCGUAUGGACCUGCUCGACAACUCGGCAGAGCGCGAGACUCGCACGCGCACCAUCUGGUCGCUGUACAUCCUUGACAAGAUUCUCUGCGCCGAGAUGGGUCGCGCUCCCAUCCUGCGUGCGAGGGAGAUGGACCCGCCUCUACUUUCUGAGGACACACCAGACGAGAUGGAGUACAUGGACGGAGCGCCCAUGCGCAUCCCCUCGGUCUUCAACGCCGCAGUACACUGCUUCGCCAUCGUCGAGCGCAUCCUGAGCGAAGUCCACUCACUCCGCCGCAAGGCAGUGCUGCGCCGCGGUCAGACAACGCCAGACAUCCUCACCGAGCUGGACGGGGAGCUCGAGAAGUUCCGCAACCAGAUCCCCGAUCCCAUCAAAGUCCCUACAGAUGGGUCACGCCCUAAAGUCGGCUUCCCUGGAAUCGUCUGGGCAUUGGGCGUGUGGGAUGCGACGGCUACCAUCUUGCUCCACAGGCCCUUCAUCCCUCAGGAGACGGACGGCAACGCUCCCUCUUACGAGGAAGUGGUGGCCAACCCUUCUCACCAAAAGGCAUCACAUGCUGCGGAUCGACUUUGCGAGCUUCUGCAGCUUGACAUGGGGCAGAGGGGAGGAGACUACGAUGUUGCGCUUUGGCCAAGCGACUAUGCCUACUGCUUGUUCACGGCGGCCGUCAUGUACCUCUUCAACGCGAGGCUUGGGGUCGCUGGCGCAAGGCAAAAGUUUGCCCUCGCUCGUGAUCACCUCAAGCAGCUAGCGAGUAGGUGGCCGGCGGCGAGCGCUCACCGGCAGUUGCUGGAUGGAUUCACCGCUGUAGCGGAUGAUGCGCUUGGUAGGCCGGAGACGUCUUCAGGGGAGCCAACAGCGCUUGGUGGUGCUUAUAGCAUUGAAGAAUGGACGGCGCAGACUAUCACGGCUGCUCAGGCUCAGCAGAGUAUGCAGGCGCAGCAACAGCAACAGCAGCCGCAUCAACAGGCUCAGAUGCCGGACGAGAAUGGCAGCUCAUCAGCUCCUGCCGCUAUGGGCCCACCGAUCACUGUCCCUGGCCCAGGUUCUGACUUGUCAGAGGAGCAACGUCAACAGCUUCUCUCCUUCUAUAUGGACUCUUCUCACCCCUUCGGCCAGCAAGGCAACGACGCAUCGCAACAACGGCGUCGUCUGGACUCAUUUGCGCCGGGGUUGUUCGACGUGGAGACGGCAUUCUGGAACGAGUCUGCAGGCUCGACGAGCUCCCUCUCCAACGCUUUUGCCAAUAUGGUCGGUCAGGGUCAGCAGGCCCAGCAAGGCGGCGAAGGAGGCAGUGGGUCACAACAGCACAAUGGACUUGCCAUGCUCGCAGCCCUCGCCCCGCAUGCUGCUCCUCAGCAGCAGCAGCAGCAGCAGCAGCACCAGCAGCAGCAACAUCAGCAGCAACAGCAGGGCGACGGUGGGGAGAGCGAUCAGAAGGGCAACUUCGCUCACAAUGGCCAAGGCCCGGAAGGCCAGCAGCAGGGUCAGCAGCAGCACGGACCUCUUCAACAACAUCAGCAAGGCGCAGCUGGCCACGGAGCUCAAGCGUCCCCCUUUGCCUUCCCCCUCGACCCGUCUCAGCCGGCUUGGAAUGACCCUCUCAUGGGGGCGUUGGAGCUGGGUCCCGCUUACAAGUAAGCGGAGCAAUUAUGACGUCCUUGGUCAAGCCGUACACGAGGCCUAUUGACCUGUCUCCCUUUCUAAUUCUCUUUAAUUCUCUUAUCUCAGCUUUGACCAUGUUGUAUUCACCAAACCUUCUCAAUAUAUCAAAUCUAUGUCCUUCUCCACCC
This is a messenger RNA of Jaminaea rosea, 3598 nucleotides long. RefSeq lists its product as hypothetical. The record is from RefSeq and is a predicted model, not a curated record. Gene Ontology annotation, biological process: DNA-templated transcription; regulation of DNA-templated transcription. Lineage: Eukaryota; Fungi; Basidiomycota; Exobasidiomycetes; Microstromatales. The transcript is spliced from 2 exons. Gene Ontology annotation, molecular function: DNA binding; zinc ion binding; DNA-binding transcription factor activity, RNA polymerase II-specific. The coding region runs from base 54 to 3446 and encodes 1130 amino acids.